GACACAAGAAUGAAUUCACUCGUGUUUAGCAGGGGUUCCUAGUGGACCAGGGCAGUAGAAAAUUGCAUUUAAGAGCUUCCAAACAAGAGAAGUUAUUGCAAAGCUGAUGAUAAUAGGAUCAUCUAACUGCCUGCUUUGCCAUUCUCAUCGCCCCCAUAAAAGCACGUCUUCUUCUUCUUCUUCUUCUUCUCUUGGCUUCAAGGGCAGGUUCUGAACUCAGUUUUUGCCAAAAAACUGUGCAUUAAGAAGAAACCCUUCACAGGAAAGCUCCCCCAGGAAUUAGGGUUGCGUGGGCAAUGGCCAAUACGGUACAAAACCAAGAAGGGGUGCCAGAAAAUCUAAGAAGGCAACUUGCCGUUGCUGUUAGGAGCGUGCAGUGGAGCUAUGCAAUUUUUUGGUCACUGUCAGCCAGACAAGAAGGGGUUCUGGAGUGGAGAGGUGGGUACUAUAAUGGAGACAUUAAGACAAGGAAGAUGGUCCAGGGCAUGGAACUUAAACCAGAUAGAAUGGGUUUGCAGAGGAGUGAGCAACUGAGAGAGCUUUAUGAGUGUCUCUUAGAGGGAGAACCGGAUCAACAAGCUAAGAAGGCUUCUGCUGCAUUAUCUCCAGAUGAUCUUACAGAUGUGGAGUGGUAUUACUUGGUUUGCAUGUCCUUUGUAUUCGAUCCAGGCCAAGGUUUGCCUGGAAGAUCAUUAGCAACUGGUCAACCCAUCUGGUUAUGUAAUGCUCACUCUGCUGACAGUAAAGUAUUUUCUCGCUCUCUUCUAGCAAAGAGUGCAUCGAUUCAGACUGUCAUCUGUUUCCCACAUUUUCGUGGUGUCAUUGAGCUAGGCGUGACUGAACUGGUACCGGAGGAUCCUAGUCUCAUUCAGCAUAUCAAGGUUUCUUUAUUAGAGUUUUCAAAGCCUAUUUGCUCUGAGAAAUCUUCUUCAGCUCCUUACAGUGGAGAUGAUGACAUGGACUGCAUGUACACGAAGUUCGACCAUGAAAUAGAAGAUACAACAGUAUUGGAUAAUUUCCAUUCCCCUAGAAAAGAUACCAGAUCUGAAGAGGAAAAAAUAAAUAAAUUCAAUGGAAAUAUUGAGGAUGAUCUCACUGUGAGUUCUCCAGAUGACUGUUCAAAUGGGUGUGAACACCAUCAUCAGACACAGGACUCCUUCCUGCAUGAAGGUAUUAAUGGUGGAUCCUCCCAAGUUCAGAGUCAGCAUUUCAGAGAUGACGAUUUCAGCAACUGCGAUCAAGAUUCCAUGAAUUCGAGUAACUGCAUAUCUCAACCGUUUAUGAACCAGGAAAAUAUUUUUUCUCCCACCAAAGGUGAUUAUAUGGAUAAAAUUCACUUGAAAGAACCUCAAGAAUGCAACUACAUGAAAUCCAGCUCCUUGGACCUGGCAACCCAUAGUGACUUGUAUUAUGCAAGAACACUCACUAAUAUUCUGAGAAAUUCUCAUUGGUUUCUUGAGAACUUGCGUUUUGGGAGCAAUGAUUACAAGUCCAGUUUUGUAAGUUGGAAAAAAGGAGAAAUUGCUAAAAGUCAUUGGCCAGAGGUACAACAGAAGAUGUUAAAGAAGAUUUUAUUUCUCAUCCCUUUAUUACAUGGUUCUUGCUCAUUUAAGUCCCAGAAAGUAAAUUACACAAAAGGUUGGCUCUUAAAACCAAUGAGUGGUGAGAUCUGCAUGCGACGUCCUUUCUCAUACGAGAGAACAGAGAAUGAAAAGUUUUUGGCUCUCAGGUCAAUGAUUCCUCCUAUUAGCAAGAUUGAUAAAGUAUCAGUCCUGGAUAACACAAUAGAAUACUUGAGACAGCUUGAGGCAAGACUGGAAGAACUGGAAUCUUUCAAUGACUUUGGUGAGCGUAAGACUGAAGCUACAAGAAAACACUCAGAUCUGGUAGAGCAGACAUGUGAAAACACUGAAGAUAGAAGGAUUGGUAAUGGAAAUAAUUGGUUCAACAAAAGGAAGGCUUGUGAUAUUGAUGAAACAGAUCCAGGGCUCAGCAGUGUUGUUCCAAAAGCCGGGCCACUUUUAGAUAUGAAAGUCAAGAUAAAAGAGCAGGAUGUUGUGAUUGAGCUGAGAUGUCAGUGGAGAGACUAUUUGUUGCUCGAUAUCAUUGACACCCUCAACAAUCUCAACCUAGAUGUUUUCUCAGUUCAAUCAUCCACCACCGAUGACGUUCUCAAUGUAACCCUUCAAGCUAAGUUUCGAGGAGCAGCAGUUGCAUCGGCAAGAAUGAUCAAACAAGCACUUUCAACCAUUGGUGGAAAAUGUUGAGAAUGGAGAAAAUACAGGUUCCCAACUACCAGUUCUUGAAUGCCCGAAAUCUUUGGGUUUUGCUUCUUAUUCUUGUAUAUUGUGUAAUCUUGACAAACAUUCCAUAUAUGCAGUCAUCUUGUCCAAACUAUCACUUGGCAGGUGACUUUGUCUUAGUGAUGGAGAACUAUAACUCUACAUUUAAUUGAUAAAUUAUCUGCUCUAUGUUUAAUUUAA
Diospyros lotus (date-plum) is the source of this 2483-nucleotide messenger RNA. Its product is annotated as transcription factor EGL1. The transcript has 9 exons. The coding region runs from base 297 to 2267 and encodes 656 amino acids. The record is from RefSeq and is a predicted model, not a curated record. Gene Ontology annotation, molecular function: protein dimerization activity. Lineage: Eukaryota; Viridiplantae; Streptophyta; Magnoliopsida; Ericales; Ebenaceae.